This is a messenger RNA of Oikopleura dioica, 1176 nucleotides long. Lineage: Eukaryota; Metazoa; Chordata; Appendicularia; Copelata; Oikopleuridae. The record is from the annotation of a GenBank genome assembly.
AUGGUUAUAAGAGAUUCAAACAGCAAGCGACGAUCCUACCAAGAAGCAACAGAGCCGGUUUGGGAGAAGACUGCUGAGAAGGAAAUACGAAGAGAUCAACCUGGCAGAAAGAGCCUGAAGGACCUUUUCAAAGGCAAAUUUUCCAACGCGGACUCGAAGAAAGAAUCAGAAAAGCACAUUCAGAAGCUAAAGGAGCAAAUUGAGCGACAAGAAAAAGAGAGAAAACGUCUUGAAGACAGAUUUGGAAGCGCGAGCUCGGAAAGCGAGCGGACGACGAUCCGGAAUCAGCUAAAGAUGGCAGACUCUAACCUUCGACGUCUGAACGUUGAGCUUUCCAAGGAGUGUCCGGUGCCUAUCUAUAACCAUCAGCGGACGCCGUCUGCCCCUGUAUCUAUGGCGUCCUCCGACGAGUCCUCCCAGUCACGCGGCGAGAUACAGCUGCAAAAAUCCAUAGAAGAGUUAAGGGAAACUGAGGUGGACUAUGUCAACGAUUUGUGGUUCAUACUAGGAAGGCUGGCUCCGGAAAUUCAACAGGACAGAGAUCUUCUCUUUGGCGGAAUUGAUGAGAUUCAUGAGUUCGCUUCAGCGAUCGCGUCUAAAUUCGCCGACUUGGACAGAUUAGAAACGCUUGAGGAACAAUGUGCCGAACUUGCAAAGCUGUUUCUGGACGAAAUCGUCGAGAUGCGAAAUGUUUACGGUCCCUACUGCUCGCGCCAGGGCGAGGCUUCUGUUAAAGCCGCCCAGUUGAAUACACAAGAGAUCGACCAGAUGAUUUCUGAAGCAAGGCGACGAGGAGAGACCAAGGCGUUCAACAUGAACUCGUUGCUGAUCAAGCCUGUUCAACGAAUCACCAAAUACCCACUGCUCAUCGGACAGAUCAUGAAGUACGCACCAACUGAAUCUUCCAAGCUUCUUCUCAGCGACGCGAUGAAUGAAAUGAAGAAAACACUUGAUGACAUCAACAAUCAGAAGCUCAAUUUCGACAUUGUUGACAGGUACACUCGACCUGCUCAACAUCGACAGCCAAACAUCAUCAACGGCUUGAAAAAAGGCCUGAAACAAAUGGAACGCAUCAAGCCACCACUCACAAGUCCGGCUAACCCAAGCAUCGAAGACCCGAAUGACAAAAUAUUCAACAAGGAAUACCAAAUCGCCACGAACGUCAAGUCUAGAUAA